CUGAAAAGCUUGAACGACCAACGGUCAGAAAAAGUGAUGAGAGACUAUGUGAAUGGAGCGUAUGGGAUCCUCUCCCUGGUCCACGUGGUAAACCAUGAGAUCACCAAAUCGAUGGAGACCGAAAAAGAAAAAUUGCACAAACUUCUAGAACAAAGGCUGGAAGAUGAGCUCCAGAACAUUGACCAGUUCAUGUCAGACAUUCACAUGGAGUUUGACAAGUGCCUUUCAGCCGGAGUGCUAGAGUCAGAGAAGACAUGUGUGACAAGAGCCAAGGAGGAAGUGAUAGCACCAAAAGGAAAAGGAGGAGGAGGGUACCACCAGACCCUGAGAGCUGUAUGCAACGGCCAGGGGUUCUGCAGGUCAACAAAUGGAGUAAAAACAAACAUGAACGCUUCACUGAGCAGCUCUCUGUGCGAUUCCAUUAAAAAAAUGUUUUCAAAAACAUUCAAGAAAUCUCAGAAAUCUAUCUCUGCAAAGAUUGAUAAUUUCAGCAUCCUCUUAGAGAGCUAUGAUGAAGAAACCAUGUUUCCUCGGCUGGCAUUCCUCAAAACUGAGGAACACAAAUUGAAAGCAGAUCUUAAAAAUGAGAUCGUCCAGAGGAAGAAGACAAUCUACUCUUCACUCACCAAGUCAAUCAUGACCUCCAUGCUCCCCUCCUAUAUAGAGGCUUCAGAUGUACAUGGGAAAGGAUCCCUAAAGAGAAUGCAGGACAUACUCGAGAGUCACAUUGAGUCAUCAAAGAGCACCAUGUUCCACGAUGCUAAGGGGAAGAUGCUGACACUCCUAGCCAAGCUCAGGGAACACAUUGUGCAGGAGCUAAGGUCUAAACUAAAGGAAGCUGUGAAGCAGUCACUCCACAAUGAGCUACCUCUCCCAGAUAUAUCUGAGCACUAUGAGAUAGUGAAGAGCGCCCAUGAAAAAAUGAUGAGUAAACCUAUCACAGAUGUUGAAGAUGAGAAACGUGUUCCAGAACACAGCUCGGGGAAGGAAACGACAUCUGAGCAGGUUCCACUUCGAAACAACAGGAAUGAUGAGAAGACAAAGAAGAAGAAGAAACAAAAGAAAAGGGCGAAGGAUGUUCUUGCAGGGGCUCUUUCACCUGAAAUCCCAGGUGCUGCGUUUGUGGAUAAGCACAUGAGUGCACUAAUCAAGAGGGUCACAAUGGUGAUGGCUAUAGCAGAUGACCUACUGGGAGAGGACAUGAUCCAAGAUGAAAUGUAUUCGAUUAUUGAUGUAGCCGAGACCAGUGAGAAAAAAAUGAGAGUUAUGUACAAGGCUCUACGCUCAGGAGGACCACUGAUUAAAUCAGCCUUCUACACAGCUCUCCAAACUAAUGAACCUAAUCUUGUCAACGACUUGGCUUCCCCCUGAAGACAGACCUGGCUUGGGUUGGUCCUCAAGUGCUGGACAAAGGGCAGCAAGCAGUCUCACCGGCUGUGGGACAGCAGCGGAGUUACUAUCCUCCUAAUGCCCCUAUGGGUGUUGGGGGAUAUAACCAACUAGCUCUAUCAUCCUUUUUGUAGUUGUUGUGGCUUUAUUUUUGUGGCAAACUGAAAUCUGUGCUCUUGCAAUCUGCUAUAGCCUGGUACUUUGUUUUCCUCAGAAUGUUUUGUGUGUUUUGUUUUUAUCAAACCCAUCUUUAGUGUUCUUACUGUAUGUGUGAGGGGAAAGGGACAACCCAAAACUGGUUAAAUAUGAUGUUAGUUUAAAAAACUUGUGCAUGCAUAAAUACUUGAGGACAGCAGAGGGACAAACAGGUUGAGUGGUAUGUAUGCUUGUUAAUUGAUUUAUGCAUUAUUUUAUUUGGUACAUAAUACAAUCAUGUUAUGUGGAAAUGUUUGUCACAAUUUAUUUGACCAGAGGACAAUACCAGUGGAAACAGUGCCAUGAAGUAAUGUGCAACCCAAGAUAAAAUAUUGGUCAUGUAUGUAACAUUUUAUUUUAGAUGUGUGCUUGAUUAUACCGAUGAAUUCUGUUUAUCUCUGUUGUAGCUUAUAUUCUGAUUGUAUUAUGGUACCUGGUUUAUAUCAUCAUUCAUUCUGUUUGUUCAAAGUAAUCUCUAAAUCAUCAUUAUAUCUUCAACUAGUUUUACAUUUUAUGUUUCUGUGUUGAAUGUCUCAUUGUUUCAUUUUUUUCCUCAAUAAAAAUAAAUGUUA
Molecule: messenger RNA, 2156 nt
Organism: Oncorhynchus mykiss (rainbow trout)
Lineage: Eukaryota; Metazoa; Chordata; Actinopteri; Salmoniformes; Salmonidae
Source: RefSeq, a predicted model, not a curated record